Messenger RNA from Alexandromys fortis (reed vole), 665 nucleotides. Its product is annotated as 40S ribosomal protein S26-like. Gene Ontology annotation, biological process: translation. Bases 1 to 597 code for a protein of 198 amino acids. The transcript is spliced from 2 exons. Gene Ontology annotation, molecular function: structural constituent of ribosome; mRNA binding. The record is from RefSeq and is a predicted model, not a curated record. Gene Ontology annotation, cellular component: ribosome; cytosolic small ribosomal subunit. NCBI's taxonomy places the organism in Eukaryota, Metazoa, Chordata, Mammalia, Rodentia, Cricetidae.
AUGUCUUCUAAGCAGUGCCAGGAACGGGUCUUCUUUUACGUGCUCUAUGAAGCCCGAGGGUAUAUGACAGGAAGGGCCGCGACUCAAAUUCCUCUCCCACCACGGCUGCUAACUAGCAGGAAAGCAGAGGAGUUGGGAGAUGUUCGUCUUAAAGAUCUCACUCCCUGCUCUUUCGGGACUUGGCUCCAAGAUGACCAAAAAAAAAAAAAAAAAAAAAAAAAAAAAAAAAAAAAAAAAAAAAAAAAAAAAAAAAAAAAAAAAAAAAAAAACAACGGUCGUGCCAAAAAGGGCCGCGGCCAUGUGCAGCCAAUUCGCUGCACUAACUGCGCCCGCUGUGUGCCCAAGGACAAGGCCAUUAAGAAGUUCGUCAUUCGGAACAUCGUAGAGGCGGCUGCCGUCAGGGACAUCUCCGAAGCAAGUGUUUUCGACGCCUAUGUGCUCCCCAAACUCAAUGUCAAGCUGCAUUGCUGUGUGAGCUGUGCCAUUCAUAGCAAGGUAGUGAGGAAUCGAUCCCGGGAAGCUCGGAAGGACCGAACGCCCCCACCACGACUUAGACCUGCUGGUGCUGCACCACGACCUCCACCAAAGCCCAUGUAAAGUGGCUUCAUGAAGAUAGAAGAAAACACCUUGGAAAAAUAAAAUGGAACUUAAACUUUAAAAAAAAA